ACGACUCCUCCCAGCCCAGCUGACAGGUUCAAAACCCAUUGUGCACACUUAGAAGCGAACUGCAGGUACCACUGAAGGUCUGGCUCAGAAACAUGGAAAGCCUGUGUGCAGCAAACACUACUUUUGCACUGGAGCUGUUAAGAAAGCUGUGUGAAAAGAAAACGGGACAGAAUGUGUUCUUUUCACCAUUUAGUAUUUCUUCUGCUUUGUCUAUGGUUUUGCUGGGUUCCAGAGGUAACACUGAAGUCCAAAUAAGAAAGGUGCUUUCUCUGAACAAUGCCCAGGAUGCUCACAAUGGCUAUCAAUCCCUUCUGUCUGAAAUUAAUGAUCCAAACACCAAAUACAUCCUGAGAACUGCAAACCGACUGUAUGGAGAAAAGACAUUUGAGUUUCUUGCAUCAUUUAUAGAGUCAAGUCAGAAAUCCUACCAUGCUGGCCUAGAACAGAUGGACUUCCUGCAUGCUUGGGAGGAUGCCAGGAAACAAAUCAAUGGCUGGGUAGAGGAAAGGACUGAAGGUAAAAUUCAGAACGUGUUGGCAGAGGGGAUUCUGAAUUCUCUGACCAGACUUGUGUUGGUGAAUGCCAUCUAUUUCAAAGGCAACUGGGAAAAACCAUUCAGAAAACAAAGUACCAGAGAAAGGCCAUUCCAACUUAGUAAGAACGAAACCAGACCUCUGCAGAUGAUGUUCAAGGAGGCAAAUUUUAACAUGACCUACAUUGGGGACUUCCAGACCAAAAUCCUUGAGCUGCCCUAUGUGGGUAAUGAACUGAGCAUGAUCAUCCUGCUCCCUGAUGCAAUCCAGGAUGGAUCCACAGGCUUGGAAAGACUGGAAAGAGAACUUACAUAUGAGAAGCUGAUGGGUUGGAUCAGGCCUGAAACAAUGAAGUCUACAAAUGUGAGGGUAUCCUUACCCAGAUUCAAAUUGGAAGAAAAUUAUAAUCUGAAGCCCCUUCUAAGCAGCAUGGGAAUGCCUGAUGCAUUUGAUUCAGGGAGGGCAGACUUCUCAGGAAUCUCAUCUGGCAGCGAGCUGGUGCUGUCUGAAGUGAUUCACAAGUCCUUUGUGGAAGUCGAUGAAGAAGGCACUGAAGCAGCUGCUGCCACAGCUGCAGUGAAGAGGCCGCUCUGUGCACGGAGAGUUCCAGAUUUCACUGCUGAUCAUCCUUUCCUUUUCUUCAUCCAGCACAACAAAACUCGCAGCAUUUUGUUCUGUGGCAGAUUUUGCUGUCCCUAAGGAGCAGAUACCUUGGCAGCGUAGGUGCCAUGACACAAUAAAUUUACAUAUGGCAGAAAACAGAGAAGUGUUAGUCCAACAUCUCUGUAUCUGAGUAAUAAUGAAAAGGAAAAAAAUACUCGAAGUCUGUACAAUGGAAGUAUUUAAAAAAACCCAAAACUGUUUAAAUAUGUGAUGUUUUUGACAUGAGUCUCUACUGCUUCCCGACCAUAUUCCUUAAGCUCACAGCUCAGAGGGAGCUACAAUUCAAUAACAAGUAUGUAACUUGUGAUAUGCUUUGACAAAUCUCAUCUUAAUGUAAAACAUUAUUGUCAUUCUUAUCCACAAUAAACCUUUGUCACAGAGUUGAUAGCAAGUCUGGUUUAACAGCAUUUAUAUUAAAUGAAAUGUCUGUAUUGCACAGAGACCAGUUGUUUUAUACAACCAAAGAAAAAAGGCUGAAAAAAAUUCUGCAUGUUGUUACAUGUGUACACAUGCACUCACCAUCAGACAAGAGUAAAAAAGGCAUGACUUGAAGUUACUAUAACUUAGAGUUAAGAUAUAGAACCUGAGAUGUAAAAUGGAGCCGUGUGCAGCUAAGGAGGAACAAUGUGCUAUCAGGACUGGUAAAAUAAAUGCUGUUGCAUGAAUUAUGUAUUACUAGUGGAUUGUAAAUAACACAGGUAAAAUAGUUCCUGGAUAUAUUUAGAGGAGAAAGAGAAGUUAUCCAUUAACAAAUUGCUUUUUAUAAUUACGUAUUCUUUAAAAGCAUGGGUGUAGACUUCAUGAAUGGGAAUUAAUACAUAAAGCAGUACUUUUCAGUGUGCCAUCUAUUUCCACAGACAUUUCUAUCACAUGAAUAAGAUAAUAGAGGGAACCUGCAUUAAAAGUUAUACAAACAAAUAUAUUAAUUAGUGGAACAGAAUCUACUUGCUCAAUGGCAGUAGAUACAAUUCUUUCCAUUUCUUUCUAUUUUCUCCAUCUUGAAGUGCUUUAUGUACCAUUUGUGGAAUCACUUCAGAAUUUAGACCUCUGUUUGACUUGAAGCAUUAGGUUGAUAGUACUGCCUAUCUCCAGUUUUUUAGCUUGAGGGGAGAUAGAGUCAUUGUCAUCUCAGAGUAACAAACUAGGACACCUGACAUGGAUGAUGUUGUUCAGUUUUGAAUCAUGAAAAUAAUUAAAAUUGCAAUGGAGAUUUGGUUAAGUCAUUCUUGACUAGAAUUGGAUUAGAAACAAAAUCAUAAUUACACAGGUGAAAUAUGGGUACUUCUAAGGAGCCCCAGAAAGAAAUAAAAAAUAUGCAGUGUUAUCCAGUACAUUAACUAGACCAAGAAAACAUGUAACUGACAUGAGGAAACUGUUUUAAAUCCCAUUUCUCUUUGGGCUUUAGGCAUCUGACUCAGAGGUUCUCAAAGGUGUCACAUUUGUCACAAGACUCACAACACAAAACGCCAUCCUGGCCUUUGGCAUUUCAAUUUCUAUUUCGCAACUACUUGUCUAGAGGAAACAGUGUUCAGUCCAGAAAUGAGUUAUUCAGAUUAACUACUCUUUCAGGAUGCAAGAUGCCCCUAUUUGAAAUUCAUAUCUAUGCACUCUUCCCCCUUUGUAUUUAACUUUUCUGCAACCAGCCCACAAGCAGUGUUGAGUAGUAGAUAUCUGCGGUCUACCUUCUUAAUAGCAUCCCUUAAAAUCAGUGCAAACAUUGACUAGAACCACUCUAAAAUAUAGGCAGAGGAAACAGUAAUGGCUGUCUACUUUGGGUUAGGAUGCUUCUCUAAAAGUGAAAAUUAUUAACAGUCUUUGGAUAAAAUACAAACGCAUUGCCAAUUAUUAGCAUAGUCUUUCUGAGGCUGUCCUGAUUUUAUUUUUUUCUAGCAAAAUAUGAAUUUAUUUUCUGAUAUGAAAUGCCUUAGCUUUUUUUGAAUUCAGCUCGUUUGGUUUUUCAAUCCCCUAUCAGAAGGAAGGCAGAUAAUAUUCUGUGGCAUAUCUCACAGAGGAGAUGUUCAGUUGUCGGAAGCUCCUUGUGAGGACAAAAGGUUAUUUUUAUCAGUUGCUUCAUCAAACAAAUAGGGAACAAUCUAUGAAAUUCAGCCUCAGCUGAACCUAUGACUCUACAGUGGGAGAUUCAGAGAGCAAUCUGCACCUUCAGUUCCUGGUUUUUUUUAGAACAACUCCUAUGCCACUUGUCAGUUCAGAAAAAACAUGUUCACAUGUAGAAUGUGUCCAUCAUGCAUUACCCAUAUUAUAAGAAAGUACAUAGUGCACCAAAAUCUCAUCUGUCAUUUUCUGCGGCUCUAGGGAAGCUACAACAGCAAGUUUUGUAUUCCCUGCAAUACCUGGAAGCUUAGCAGUUAUAAAAAGGUCAGUAGCAAACUCCUGAAAGGAUUUUGUUUACUGCUGCCUAGAUACCCCAUGGGGAUUUUAUUUUGAUAGGUCUGUAAGUAAAUUAAAUAGUCUAUUUGCAUACUGUUACAAAAGUGUAAACCUUUUAUAGUGUUUAAUAAGGAUUUACAUGAUACCAUAAACUUGAUCUAUACCCUCUGCUUGUAUAAUUGAGACAUGCUAGACAAACUGCACUCAUGGUAGCAAUUUCUUUUGUUAUUUAUGAUUUUGACUUAACACAAUUAGUAACGAACAUAUGUUGUUGUAAAACAUUUGGCAAUAUUCUCCCCUCCCUCACACUUCUAGUGUUAAAUCUCAUUGAAAUUCACUUAUUCUAUCACUCAUGACAUUUGUUGAGGCAAACACAGGGAGAGGGGUAUAAUCACCUGAGAAACCUGUAACCUGAGGAAAUGACCUGGUCUUCUAUCACCUUUGUUAGGGUUUUAUUAUUUAUCAUGGCAGCAACAUUGAUUUCUGAAGAAGCAAUUACAGUGACAAAAUUCAAUUACAGCAGGAGCUUUCAAUUGUAGCUGCAAAUUAGCUGUGUAAGUAGAAGUAUGAAAACUGGGAGGAAGUGUAGUCUGUUGUUCACUUGAUGUUCGAUUAAUUUAGGGUUUAUAUCUCAGUCCAGAAAAAUUGCAUCACAAACUUCCAGCAGCAGAAAUUUCAGAACCAGAUGAUUAUAUGGCCAUGCAAAGAUUUAUUAUUUGUAUCAGUGAUAAACAUAGUUCUCCUCUCGGAGAAGAGAGGAAAAAAUCAGUGUAAAUCCAGAUAAUAUCAGAAGAGAAAGUGGUCCCAAAAAUCAAAACAAAACAACAAAAAAAAAUCAGAACUAGAUAAAAACACUUUUGUAAUACAUCAAUGGAAGUGACCAGGGAAAAAAAAAAAUUGAGAGGAGAAAAAAAGCCCAAUAACAUUCAACAAACAAGAACUAUUGAAAAUUAUGGGUAAGGCCACUACCUCCAACUAUGAAUGUAACUCUUACCAGUCUAUAUUAAUAGUAUAAGUGGGGUUAAAUUAUGAGUGCUGCAUGGAUGUAGACUUACAACAAAGCUUGAUGUCUAGGUUUAAAGCAAAGGUGGCAGUCAUUAAAAAAAUUUGAGCAGUCUUUCAGCUGGUCAUAAUGUUUUUAGUCUUUGUGAACAGAGGGUCUCUUGAUUUCCUUGUGCUUACUCUUUGAAUCUCUGAUAUCGUGGUAAUGAGAUAAUUUCUUAUGAUAUUUCUUAUUUGCUGAAUGACACAAUUUGUGGAGAGUACUCAGAGUGAUUUGUGCUAUAAAGGUGUCAAAUACACCAAGACUAUGAUUCAGACUCAAAAUUACAGAUAUAACUUUCCAAAAUAGUACUAGAUUUCUGUUGUUAAAUAAUUUUUUCACAAAUGCCUGCUAAGCCUUUAUUUUUACAGAACUGAAGAAAAUUCUCCUACCUUCUGGUGAUAUAUUUCUGUUAUGUCUCGAAAAGUGCUUCAUGCACCUAAGUGCAGCUGUGUGCACUGUAAAAUGAAUUAAAAUGAGUUGCUUGUGUUUCCUGAGAUAUAUAAUGUUUGAGAUUGAGUCCUCCUACAUUUCUGAGUCAAAAGAAAACCUCAUUUGGAUUUUGUUUUUAUAAGAUCAUUCUGAAUACAUCAACUGUUUGUUUUAUACAAAUCCAAAACUGUGGAUUUAUGCUACUUAAACAAAGUCUCUGAUUAGAAACAUAGAAAAAAUUUAAUCUCUUUGUAUUUCUAAGCAUUCAAUUACUCUCAUAUCAAGGCUGCAUCUGGGUGAUAAGAGAAUUAACUUUAUAUUUCACAAAGCAUAUAAAAGCUUAAAAAGUUUGAAGUUUUCUGAAAUAAAUUAAUGUAAAAUCCCACGUUAAAAAAGAAAAAGUGAAGAGAUCAGUUUUGUUCAUUUCCAAAUUACCACUGUUACCUAACCACCCUGACUGUUGUUUCAAUUACUUUGUAUGUUAUAGAUGUCAAGGGAAAGCAAAAGGGACAUGCAUUUUUAAACACACACUCUCUCUCUCCUUACUAAUGCAAUUUUUUAAUUCAGCAUUUGAGAACAUUCUUUGAGCUUAUGAAAUUCUCUAAAAAGACUGUUUAUGAGCUUUCAAGUUUCAUCUGCCUUCCUACCUACCUUUAUAAUCCUCCAUAAAUGCCAUAUCAUCUAUAUGUGCAGAAGUGAGAAGUGACUUGAAUUAAUUAACUGUUAAUAUUUAGGUGGUCAUUGACACCUGAUGAAGGUAAUAUGACCCUCCCAUAUUUUAUGGGAGUAAAAGUUUGUUAAAUGCCUGACUGCUUUUCAGGAACUGAAGUGAAGUUGUUACUGGUUGGCACCCACAUUUCAUUCCUUGUUGAGCACGGAAUAGGAAAUUUUGAAGGACAAACUGCUUUCAGAAUUAGAAGCCAUAAAACCUAAAAGAAAUGCAAAGUAGUAUUGGUGGUGAAUGAUUCAUAAGUGUUUGUUGGACACCAUGCCUUCUUCUUCUUUUAUUUCUCCUUUUCUCUUAAUGUUUUAUUACAAGCUUGCCUUUUCUUCCAGGAGUUUGGUUGGCACCCUUUCUUGCCCUUGCUGUGAAUGAACACAGGAGAUAUGUUGAGAUUGCUAUGGCUAGUCUGAGACAGUGAACCUAAAGAAAAAUAAAACAUAUAAAAUAUUGGGAUUUUUUUUGAUUCACAACAGGAUUGUGAUUAAAAAAAACCCUUCAGCUAUUAACUUAUCAUAUCAUUGCUUUAAAAACUCAUUAAAUUCUAUCUCAAUUCUGCCUUUAUCUCGAUUGCUUUAGUCAGACAGGGAACUACCAUAAACAGGAGUAAGGGAGGAAUAAGUUUGAAACUUCAAAUCCACAAAUAAUUUCUUUUUUAGUGGAAAUGGUUUUGAAGAUGAUGUUAAAUUUGGAAUAAUGUAACCUUUAUGUUAAGAAACUAUGUUCUUAUUUUGGUAUUGCAAGGUACAGCUGGCUAGAGUCCUGAAAUGGCUGAAAAAUCCAAGUUUCAGGUUUAACAAAAAAUAUGUCUUGUUUAUAGUUAUUACUUGUUUUAGCCUACCUAUUACACAAAACAAUAUACUGAAAGAUCAAAUGAAAAAUAAAUUAUCCAAAAUGA
Catharus ustulatus (Swainson's thrush) is the source of this 6677-nucleotide messenger RNA. RefSeq names its product serpin B6-like. Gene Ontology annotation, cellular component: cytoplasm. The record is from RefSeq and is a predicted model, not a curated record. Lineage: Eukaryota; Metazoa; Chordata; Aves; Passeriformes; Turdidae. Gene Ontology annotation, molecular function: serine-type endopeptidase inhibitor activity. Gene Ontology annotation, biological process: negative regulation of endopeptidase activity.